Molecule: messenger RNA, 2825 nt
Organism: Anguilla rostrata (American eel)
Lineage: Eukaryota; Metazoa; Chordata; Actinopteri; Anguilliformes; Anguillidae
Gene: rpa1
Product: replication protein A1
Exons: 17
Coding region: 171-1979 (602 amino acids)
Biological process (GO): nucleotide-excision repair; DNA replication; double-strand break repair via homologous recombination
Cellular component (GO): DNA replication factor A complex; nucleus
Molecular function (GO): damaged DNA binding; single-stranded telomeric DNA binding
Source: RefSeq, a predicted model, not a curated record
CGCGUUGACGUCAGUGAAGUUAUGAACAAUCUCGCGCGUUCUGAGCUAAACUUGGCGCCACGGACACAGGAGAAAGGAGUAGUGUCGUAUUUAGCUAGCGGAUAUAUCUAGACACAGAUUUACGUGUUUGCAAAAGCUAUACACAAAUAAAUCAUAUUUCAGUGUAAAAUAUGAGUGUGAAGCUUACAGAAGGAGCCAUUGAGGCUUUCACAAAAGGGUCAGUGGUACCCAAUCCAAUGCUGCAAGUGGUGAACAUCCGUAAAAUUGACGGGGGCACCGGGCCCGCCAGGUAUCGGCUGAUGAUGAGCGACGGGCUGUACACCAUGUCCUCCUUCAUGCUGUCCACGCAGUUGAACUCCUUGGCUGAACAGGACGUUAUGGCCCCCAACUGCAUCUGCUUGGUGAAGAAGAACGUGACCAACACGCUGAAGGACGGGAGACGGGUGGUGAUCAUUUUGGACAUGGAGGUUGUGAAGUCGGCGGAGGAAGUGGGCGGGAAGAUCGGUGAGCCCACCCCUUAUGUGGAAGGCCAGACGAAGACCACGGCGCCCCCUGCCCCCGCCGCCCAACCCCUGCAGCCCCGCAACGUGCCCACGUCCCCUGGCAACAGAGGUUCCGGCAGGGAUUUUGGGAAGAAAGCCUUGUCAAACGUCCCCAACACACCAGGAGGAUCCUCAAAGGUUGUCCCCAUUGCCAGUCUGAACCCCUAUCAGUCAAAGUGGACCAUCCGUGCCCGCGUCACCAACAAGGGCGGCAUUCGCACCUGGAGCAACUCCCGCGGCGACGGCAAGCUGUUCUCCAUGGAGAUCGUGGACGACAGCGGUGAGAUCAGAGUGACUGCUUUUAACCAGGAAGUGGACAAAUUCUUCACCCUCAUCGAGACGGGCAAGGUGUACUACAUCUCUAAAGGCACCCUUAAGAUCGCCAACAAGCAGUACUCGUCCGUCAAGAACGACUACGAGAUGACCAUGAACGGCGAGACCACCUUCAUCCCCUGCGACGACUGCCAGGACGUUCCCAUGGUGCAGUGCGACUUCGUCUCCAUCGCCGACCUCGAGACCCGCGAGAAGGACGCCAUCCUCGACGUGAUCGGCGUGUGCAAGAGCGUGGAGGAGGUCUCCCGGAUCACCACCAAGAACAACCGCGAGGUCUCCAAGAGGGCCAUCAGCCUCAUGGACGCCUCCGGCAAGAUGGUGGCGGUCACACUGUGGGGAGACGAGGCGGAGAAGUUUGACGGGUCGGGGCAGCCGAUCCUGGCCAUUAAAGGGGCGCGGCUGUCUGACUUCGGGGGGCGGUCCCUCUCUGCUCUCUUCAGCAGCACCGUGAUGAUCAACCCAGACAUCCCUGAGGCCUACAAGCUGCGAGGCUGGUACGAUAAGGAGGGCCACGCCCUGGAAGCCCAGUCGAUGACGGAGCUGAAGGGCGGCGGAGGAGGCGGAGGGAACACCAACUGGAAAAUGCUCAGCGACGUCAAGACUGAGCACCUGGGGCACGGAGAGAAGGCCGAUUACUUCAGCUGCGUAGCCAACAUCGUGUACCUGCGCAAGGAGAACUGCCUGUACCAGGCCUGCCCCACGCAGGACUGCAACAAGAAGGUGGUGGACCAGCACAACGGCAUGUUCCGCUGCGAGAAGUGCGACCGCGAGUUCCCCAACUUCAAAUACCGCCUCAUCCUGUCUGCCAACAUCGCUGACUGCGGGGAUAACCAGUGGGUGACCUGCUUCCAGGAGAGCGCAGAGGCCAUCCUGGGACACGACGCAGAUUACCUGGGCAAGCUGAAGGAGUCGAGUGAAACCUCCUUCGAAGAAGUCUUCCAGCAAGCCAACUUCAAGAUGUACAACUUCCGCAUCCGAGUCAAGCUGGAAACCUACAACGACGAGUCCCGGAUCAAAGGCACGGUGAUGGACGUCCAGCCCGUGGACCACCUCGAGUACAGCAAGCGCCUCAUCGCCAACAUAAGGAAGCUGGAGGCGCAGUAGGGGGCGGUCCGCCGCUUCCGGGACCUUCCGUCGAGCCCGAGGCGGGCCCACAGACGCAACGCAGCGCUUCGCACCGUGCCCCCUCUGCGGCGUAUUUCAGUCCGAUGUGUUUACUCUAUUAUUAUUUUUUCUUCCUCCCCCCCCCCCCCCAUACUCCUUCCCGGUGAUUUAGAAAUGUGCGCUUUGUUCCGUGUAUUUAUGUAUUUUCUUUUAUGUGAGGAUUCAUGUGUUUUUGCCCUUGGUCACGCGGGCCUGUGAUAUGGUGGAAUGGGUUGGCGGCAGAGAGAUGGGGCUGUAGCGUGCGUACGAGGGGGAUUAUGUCUGAGGGGUUUGAGUUUUGUUAGCAGUGCCUCGGCGCACCGCCCGCGUUCCUCUCCACAGCGAUUACGCCACCUCAUCUGCUCUUUCUCUUCUUCUUCCUCCUCCUCUCCAGCACUUUGACGCAGCGAAUGUGUUUUUGCAACAGUAUUCGUUUGAGACAAAUUUCACAGGAAAUUGGUUGCAACUUCCAGAGGAAAGUACUAUUAGUAGCUCUCCUGUUGUUAGUGCAUCACUGUGAAGUUGUACCUGUAUUGUAAGCAUGGUAUCUGUCUUAGCAUGUUGCUGGCUCUAUUUCCUUCUUGAUGCUAUGGCGGGCCUCUCCUCCCUUAGACACACCCCUCUCAUUCAGCUGUAUUAGGACACACUUGUCUCUCUACCGUAACCCCUUUUGCAAACUCACCUGAAUAGUUUUUUUUAUGUACUUUAGAUACAUUCAAAUAUUGUUUUCUGUUCAUCAUCCUCUAUUGUAGACUUGUUUAACAAAAAUGUGUAAUAAUAAUAAAUAACAGUUUACAAAAUGCCAAA